This is a messenger RNA of Polychytrium aggregatum, 3607 nucleotides long. RefSeq lists its product as uncharacterized. The record is from RefSeq and is a predicted model, not a curated record. The coding region runs from base 67 to 3321 and encodes 1084 amino acids. Gene Ontology annotation, biological process: signal transduction. NCBI's taxonomy places the organism in Eukaryota, Fungi, Chytridiomycota, Chytridiomycetes, Polychytriales. Gene Ontology annotation, molecular function: protein binding. The transcript has 3 exons.
CCUUCCUUUCUGGCAUCUUCCUUUCUGACAUCCUCCCGGACCUGUCUCGUCAAAACAAGCACGGCCAUGCUCGGAGAACAUAGUGCCGACGUCCAGCCGCCUGCGUCCGAAGCAAAGCUCUACGACUAUUUCCUAUCCUACCGUGUGAGCACCGAGAGCCAAACGGCCAGGGACCUCAAGGAGCGCCUGGUGUCGAUUGCCCUGCGGCGCAAUCGCAAGACCCUGUCGGUGUUUUUUGAUGUCGACUCUCUCGUCGACGGCCGUGAUUGGCGAGAUGGCUUCUUGAACGCCUUGCCGAAAACGUCGGUGGCCAUCCUGCUCGUCAGCAAGGCCUCGAUCGACAUUGCCCUGCAGAAGGCCCUCAAAGGCGAGGAAGACAACGUCGAGCUCGAAAUCAGGACCGCCCUGGAUCGCAAGGAUGCCUGCAAUGACCUUUUCGUCUUGCCGCUGUGCAUUGCAACCUUGGGGGAUGGUGUCUACACCGACUUCAAGCCGUACACGGUGUCCUUUCCCAGCGACCCCAAGUUUGCCACGCUCAAGCAGACCAUCGGCCGCAUGAACCAGAUCCAGAUGUUCGGCUUCCGCCCCGACCAGCCUCACAAACGCCUCUACCGGAUCCUGAGUCUUAUCAGUCCAGUCGACGUCGCCGCCGCUACCGUGCAAAAGCUCAGCCUGGAGCUUGCCUCCAACCCGCGGUACAUGGGCCAUGUUGAACACCUCGACUCGCUCCUCAGACAGGUUACCCUGACUGGUCGUGCCGUCAUCUCCGGCAUGGGCGGUAUGGGCAAGUCUGUCCUGGCCCGCCAGUUCCUUCAGUUCAUGAUGGGAACCCUCACCGUCAGCAACGACAGCGAGCUCGGCAGCUUCAAGCUCGAGACCAUCGGCGUCAAGCCCCAAUAUAGCCACGUCUACUGGAUCAACUGUUCGACCGAGUCGUCAGUCCUCGACAGCUUCGUCGACAUCUUCCCCAACAUCCAGCCUGACGAGGUCAAGCGCCAUGCGUCCCACUUCCUCGCCGAAAGCCGAAACUACCUUCUGAUUCUCGACAAUGUCGAUGACAUUGCGGUCGCAGAUGCUGCAUUCGAGUAUUCAAAGUCCCACGGCUUUGGUGGCGAUGUGGUUGUAACGACUCGGUUGCCGUCCCUGCCGGCGGGCCCUCUGCUAACCUCGCUGCGAGCCAGACUGCACAGUUUCCAGCAGGACCCGCUGCGUCUCGGGUCGUGGGAGAACCAGACGACGUUCGACUACAUUGUCACGACAUCGCCCAUGAUAUCCCGGAAGGUCUCCUCGGAAGGCUCCCGCGACAAACUCAAGAAGAUUGUGGACCGUAUCGACGGAUAUCCGCUGGUCAUCCAGACUUUCACGGCGUUUGUCGAGUACAACGACCUUCCGAUCGACGAGAUCGGUGCGCAGUUUGCUGAGGCACUUGGGAGGCAGGACGACAAUGGCGACGACGAAACCCGCUCGUCGCUCAAGGUGAUUGUCGAUCUGUCCAUGAAUACUCUGCUAAAGAAAGGCGACGAGGGCACAGAUGCGUGCCGGCUCUUUGGAGCGAUCAGCCUGCUGGCCCCGGAUGACAUUCCGUACGAACUGAUCAAAGUGAUCGGACAGAAGAUGCAGCUUUCAACCGACGUCGCCCGGCUUGUCAAGGUCUUGUCCCAAAGUGGUCUCAUUCAGAGCGGUACCAACGACAGCUACAACACACAUUCGCUGACGCAGAGGGUUGCCCAUGAGUUUGUCGUGGCUCGCGACCAGCUCGGCGCCAAGGCCGCCGAGAGCGCCGCCAGCGAAGCGCUCCUCGAGCUCGUCAAGAUUCCCUGCGACCAAAAAUCAUUUGCCUUUGGCCGCCAUCUCGAGUCCUUUAUGAACAAAACUGUCCCCAGCCCAUACACCAACGAAAUCCACUCAAGCAUCGAAAUGCGGGUUGCAACGCUUGCCCAGGAGCGAGGGCUCAUCUCCAAGUCACUUGCCAUGUUCCAGAGCUGCCUUGCCAAGUCAACUGCGUUCUGGAACAGCCAAGUCAACAAACAGAGCUCGAGCGCUCUCAGCUGGAUUGGAGAGUCGCAUCGCAAGCUAGCGCAAUUGGACGAGGCCGAAGAGCAUCUCCAGAGAUCGUUUGCGAUUCUGCAGACCCUGAACAUGGCAUCAACCAGCAUCGAGGCGGUGCGGACCCUCUACCGCAUGGGCCUCACGGCCUUUGACCGUGGCCAGCUCGAGAAGGCUCUCCAGUAUUACCGGCAGUCGCGCGAGAUUCUCAUCGAUGUGCUCAAGAUCAACGAGGGCACAGAUGCCGCCAGGAUCCUGCUCGCGAUGGGAUCCGUGGCCGGAAAGCAGAGCAAGUACGAACAGGCUCUUCGCCACUAUCACGAUGCCCUUGACAUCUAUGUCAAGACCUUUGGCGGCCGCGAGCACCCCCACGUUGCCUCCACCAUCAGCAACAUUGCCGUCGUGCUUGCCAGCCAGGGCAAGUUCGACGAGUCCAUCAGACACUAUGACGAAGCCAUCGAUAUAUUUGUGCGAGUUUUUGGCACCCGCGAGCACUAUCUCGUUGCCCUCACCCUCAACAACAUGGGCACGGCCAAGCGCAGCCAGGGUCGCCUCGAGGACGCACAGCGGUGCUACCAGGAGGCGCUUGAGAUCCGGCUCAGGGUCUUUGGAACCCGCGAUCAUUCGUCGAUUGCGGCGUCGUUCAACAAUCUGGGGCUCAUCGCCCGUGACCAGAAACGGCUCCCGGAAGCCAACGAGUUCUAUCAAAAGUCGAUCGACAUUUACACCAAGGUCUUUGGGACGCGGGUGCACCCUUCCAUUGCCACGCUGCUCAUUGGCAUGGGCAACAUCGCCGUCGAUCAGGGCCGGUUCGAAGACGCCCUGAGCCACUACAGCGAAUCCCUCGAGAUAUCCACCCGGAUCUAUGGCACACGCAACCAUCCCGAGGUUGCCUCGACGCUCAACAACGUGGCCAGUCUUGCGUAUUCCAGGGGCCAGUAUGACAAGGCAGCCGCGAUAUACGAAGAGUCUCUUGCGAUUCGCCGCCAGGUGUACAGGACGGACGACCAUCCAGACAUUGCCCAGGCCAUAUACAAUCUCGGGAACGUGGCCUAUGCCCAGACUCGGUACCGAGACGCUCUGGAGCACUACCAAAUGGCCCUGUCGAUCCGUCAGCGCGUCUACGGUGAUCCGACACACCCGGAAAUUCGGGACUCUGUCAACAUGAUCGCGCAGGUGCAGGAUAUUCUCAUGAAGCUGCCGAACCAGCAGGGGAAAGGCUCGGGCAAAUCGGCCCCCAGCUCGACCCGACUGGACCAGUGCCGCAACAUGUAGGACUCGACCCUCUUUGGUAUCCGUUGGGCUGUCGUGCAUGUUUCACGGUCCGAUGCUCAGUAUUUGUUCGAACAUGACCAGAUCUCCUGGAUUGUGCGGAGCCAUUUGAUUGCAUACCGCUGUGCUGGCUUGCGUGUAGAAUAUCAACGAUGCAUUUGUAUGCUUGAUCAGCAGCAUGAAUAUAGUCACGGCUGGUAGUUGCUCGCACUGUCUCUGUCCGCCAACAGCCAUGGUAGACAUGCCAUUGCUUGCCAUCUCCACUGCCCCUGCAGCGGGCUGCAUUCGA